AUGAAUAAGAAAGAAUUCAGAAAACUCAAUGCUCAUAUCGACAAAGAAGUGCUCAAUCUAACAGGCGGAGUUUAUCCUGUUGGUCUAAUUACUUAAUAGAAACCUAUCAAUCAUCAGAAGUGGGCACAGGAAGAAAUUUUAUUAAAUAAUUCACUCGUCAAAAGAAUUAAUGCUUGGGUACCUGAAUAAGAAAGAGGCAAGCUCUUUCCAGGAGAAAAGUUUAAUAUUGAACCUGAAGUUGUUGAAUUUACAGAGAAUGAAAUUACCGUGGAUGAAAAUUGGGAUUAUGAGGAAACCAAAUACCUAUUCCAAGAGUUGAGACAUUUCAAUUAUAAUUUCAUCAUUCUUUAUGAUAGAUAUCAAUAUCAAAACAAAAACAGAGACAUCUAUCAGUUGAAGGAUAGAUAUUACAGUGUCAUGAGGGAAAUCUUAUAAAAGAGAAGUCAAACUUCACAUUAAUUAUAUAAUUAUGUCUAUGAUGAGGAAUAUGAUAGAUUUAGAAACAUGGAGUUAGAGAAAUAUUUGAAAAGGACUAAAUAGAUUUGUGAUGAUGAAAAAAAAAUAUAGGAGGAUCUCAGAAAAUUAGAUUAAUUGAUCAAGAAACAAGAGAAAGAACAUCGAAGUAUCACCAGAUGUAUUGGAAGUGCUCAAGAAACUGAUGAAAUAGAUGAAAACAGAUUACAAACCAUUUUAGAAGUUGGCCAGAAAAAUGAGGAUCUCAAAAAUAAAACCCAAUAACACAUAGUGUAUCUCAGAACCAAGUGGGUGAAUGAUGUCUUGCCUAUUCCAAGCUCGGUCAAAGAUAAAUUAGAUAGACAGUUAAAAGACAUCAUCCCUCAAGCUAAAUUGGUCUUAAAUCAAGAGUUAGAGGCCUCAUACUCACAACUAAGGAAGUUCUACUUGGAAGUGUUAAUUAAAUAAAGAUUGUAAAAAAAGAGAGAAGCAGAUAAAAAGUAAUUGGAAGACAAAAUUAGAAAAAUCAAAGCAUAAUUUGAUUCAUAACCUCCAAGUGAUAUUAAAUAAAAAAAAUGA
Paramecium tetraurelia is the source of this 1032-nucleotide messenger RNA. RefSeq lists its product as uncharacterized. Lineage: Eukaryota; Ciliophora; Oligohymenophorea; Peniculida; Parameciidae. The record is from RefSeq and is a predicted model, not a curated record. The transcript is spliced from 2 exons. Gene Ontology annotation, biological process: negative regulation of transcription by RNA polymerase II; chromatin remodeling; DNA repair. Gene Ontology annotation, cellular component: NuA4 histone acetyltransferase complex; Swr1 complex. Gene Ontology annotation, molecular function: transcription corepressor activity.